This is a messenger RNA of Vespula pensylvanica (western yellowjacket), 713 nucleotides long. It is a transcript of the gene Burs, whose product is annotated as bursicon. Gene Ontology annotation, biological process: animal organ morphogenesis. Gene Ontology annotation, molecular function: BMP binding; receptor ligand activity. The transcript is spliced from 4 exons. The record is from RefSeq and is a predicted model, not a curated record. Bases 67 to 546 code for a protein of 159 amino acids. NCBI's taxonomy places the organism in Eukaryota, Metazoa, Arthropoda, Insecta, Hymenoptera, Vespidae.
CUACAGAGUAUAAAAGCUUACAGCAAAGGCUCAACAAGCACAGUAAAGUGCCAGAGAGCAAGCAGAAUGUAUCAUAACAAAAGGAUGUUGUGGUGCCAAAUUGUUAUAACGAGUUUGGUGAUGUGUAUUCUAUUUGAGAAUACCAAAGCAAUCGUAGGAAUUGACGAAUGUCAAGCAACUCCAGUGAUACACUUUCUUCAAUAUCCAGGGUGUAUUCCAAAGCCAAUACCCAGUUAUGCUUGUAGAGGACGCUGUAGCAGCUAUCUACAGGUGUCCGGAUCGAAAAUUUGGCAAAUGGAAAGAAGCUGCAUGUGUUGUCAAGAAAGCGGCGAAAGGGAGGCCAGUGUAUCCCUUUUCUGUCCGAAAGCAAAACCAGGAGAAAGAAAAUUCCGAAAGGUUGUUACCAAAGCCCCGUUAGAAUGCAUGUGCAGACCGUGUACCAGUAUCGAGGAAUAUGCUAUAAUACCUCAGGAAAUAGCUGGAUUUGCCGAAGAAAGUCCAUUUACAACGUCCGCUCAUUUUAGACGAUCGCCUGGCCUACAAUAAUUUCAUUUGAAAUCUCUCGAUGUAUUUAAAGCAUGUAAUAAAUCAACGUGACGAAGAAAUAAUAUUAUGGGAGGCUAAAGUAAAAAAUAUUUUUCCUUUACUAGUUUUAGAAUAGAAAUGAAUAAUUUAUAUACUGAAACGGAUACUAUGUUUUCAAAUAUAUAAAC